This is a messenger RNA of Paramecium primaurelia, 941 nucleotides long. NCBI's taxonomy places the organism in Eukaryota, Ciliophora, Oligohymenophorea, Peniculida, Parameciidae. The record is from the annotation of a GenBank genome assembly.
AUGAAAAACGCAGUUUUAAUUCUAAGUAAUAAAAUAUAAUUGAAAAUAAAUAAAAUAUAAUGUAAUCAGAAUUUGAGAUUUAUGCAGUUAUAGGAUUUACAGGUAUUUAAAAUGUUUAUAAUAAAUGGAAAAAUAACUUAAGGAUUAGAUUUAUAUCCAGAUAAUGAAGUAGAGUAUAUUUUAUUAGCUUAAAGUAUAUUAUUUAACCAUUGGGUUCAACCAUUGUAGUUAGACAUAUAAUUACUAGACAAUAAACAUUUUAAGGUAUGGAUAAGUGAUAUACUAAAUUAAAGGGCAUGAUAAUUAGAUCUCUCUUUGAUAACAGUUUCUAGGAUUGGAAAUUAUGUUGCAUCUGGAUAAACAACUUAUAUGAGAUUCUAAGCUGAUAUUAUAAUAUGGGAUUUCAAAGACAGAAGCGUGAUUCAUAGAAUAAAAUUACAUAAAAUAUUAAUUUAAUCACUAAGCUUUUCUUAUAAUGAAUUAUACUUGGCAUCAUUGGGUGGAAUUGAUGAUAAAAAUAUGUUGAUUGUUUGGGAUAUUAAAGCAGGAAAGGCAUUGUAUGGAACACCUAAUCGUGAUCCAGUAAAUUAAGUUUAAUUUUACAACUAAUCAGAUGGAAAAAUGAUAGCAGUUUUAAAUACUGGAGUAGAGAUUUUAACAAUUGAUAAAUAAAAUAAAAAGGUAUAAUAGAAGAUUAUAUAAAGAUUUAAUCUGUUGAUGUGAAUUUUGGAAAUUUUAAACUAACCUUUAAUUGUGUUGCAAUAGAGAAAAAUGAUAAAUUUUGUUAUUGUGGAACAAAAACAGGAGAUGUAUUUGAAGUGUAAAUGGAUAUGGUAAUUUAUAAGGAUUGGCACCAGUCAAAAAAUUAUUUUCUUAAGGAGUUAAUUUUUUAGGUCUAUUACAUAAUGGUGACUUAAUAGUUGAAGUAGGAAAUGGUAUGA